UGUGGCCCUCGCCACUAGAGGGCGCUGCAAAAAAGCCAACACUGAAACACAAAAAUCCACUUCCUGCCUUGGAACUUUCCUUGUUUGAGCUCCGCCAAGAUGGCGGAGGUCAUGCUUCGUUGUGGAAGAGGCACUUUGAACAUUUCACCCAAAAUAUGCAACUGUUCACGGUGGAAACCUCUUGGGAAGGAAGGGGAAGGUACGAUAUGUUCAUCUUCGUUAUCCAGCGCGGUUUUAUUAGUGGAUUUUAAACGUGACAAAAUAUUUAGAGCUGAUAAGUUGAUAGUUUCACGGGACCCUUUCACAACACCUUUGCAGUGUGUUGCCCAUGACGUCAGUAGACGUAAUAUGACUUCCACGACAGUCCACGGACAUAGACAUGGCUCUCUCAGGCGUAGACCAAGAGAGUAUCCCGUGUCUUUCUUUCCACAGCGGACCGCUUGGGGCCACUUGACGCUCGCCAGGAUUUACAACAGCAAUGGCGGUCGAGAGGAGCCUCUUUACAGAAGCAAAACAGGCUACUAUGACAUCCUCGACGUACCCCCCAGUGCCACGCAUGCUCAGAUUAAAACUGCGUACUACAAGCAGUCCUUCAUCUACCACCCAGACAGAAACGCCGGCAGUGACGCGGCUACUGUUCGAUUCUCGGAGAUUAGCGAGGCCUACAGCGUCUUGGGCAACAAGGCACUGCGGAAAAAGUACGACCGCGGCCUGCUGAGCCAGCUCGACCUGACCGGCACUACCAGACCCUCCGGUAAGGACACAAGUGGGAGCGCGGCCACGUCGCAGAGCGACAGACGGCGGUCUGUCAUGGGACCCAAUGGCAAGGGGGGCAUGUUCGACUUCGACGAGUUCCUCCGCUGUCAUUACGGCGAGCAGCUGAAAAGAGAAAGAGACAUAAGGAAACGACGAGAGGAGAUCCUGAAGGAGCAGCAGAAGACGAUGACUGAGAGGAACAAGAACGGUGUGAUGGAGGUAGGCAUGUUUUUGAUGCUCGUGACAGCAGUUUGCCUCUUCGCCACCUCCAAGUGACUAAAAGUGGACAUUUGGAUUGGAGGUAACCCAUCACACCCACUUACAAACAUCUGCUUAAUGUCAGUAAAAUAAAAAAAAGGCAGACCUCCGCCAAAGUUAAAAUGUUUGCUUAUCUGGUAGCAGGAUACUUCCGGGUUGUGGGUCAAAAUGACGAGAGGUGGAUUAAACAAAAGUUUCCAGCAGACCUUUGCACGUAAUGUACUGUGUAUAUACUGUAGCUAUGUUUUAUUUAGUGCUAAAGGUGCCUAUGUAUGAGGACAAGCGGCAUAGAAAGUGGAUGGAAGGUUCCUAUUCAGCUAGAGCAGCGGUGGACAAACUACGGCCCGGGGGCCACAUCCAGGCCGGCAAACAUUUUAAUCAGGCCCACCAGAUGCUUCCAAAGUAUUUAAUAUAAACUUUUAACAUACGACUUGCAAGUAGUCAGAGUCGAUCUGAGACAAUAUUUUGAUUGCGAGCCAGACAAACUACCUCACCCACGAAGCCAAACAAACAAGUCAACACAUACACUUAACCUGCACACUGCACUGUCUGGGAAAUUAAAAAACAAGGACAUUCACAUACUCUUAACAGUCAAUGUCUAUUAUUUUAACUCAAUGAGGCUCGCGAGUCAAAAAGUUUGCCCAUUACUGAUAAAUCAAGGUUGAUUUUUUUUGUUUUUUUGCAAAAUGAAUGCUGUUGAACCAAGGUUAAUCUUGUUCUGAUCCAAUUAGGCAAUGUAAACCCAUGGAACAGAUUCAGACUAUUAAACUGGAUUUCAAGAAAGUAAUCAGUUUUCUUGCAAAAAUGUUUCCCAUUUACAUUUUGGCAUCAAUGAGAUUGUUAAAAAUUGAUUUUGAAAUGAAUGUAUGCCGUUUCAGAGGCUUCCAAACCAAAUGUAAUCUGUCUCUUAUUCAGAUUGCGCAGUAUAAACUUAGUUUGGAUGUGUAUCAGCCUUUUCAGAGGUCUUUUUCUUGUUUUAAUUUAAACUAGACCAUUAUCUGCU
Messenger RNA from Dunckerocampus dactyliophorus (ringed pipefish), 2017 nucleotides. Its product is annotated as dnaJ homolog subfamily C member 30, mitochondrial-like. The record is from RefSeq and is a predicted model, not a curated record. NCBI's taxonomy places the organism in Eukaryota, Metazoa, Chordata, Actinopteri, Syngnathiformes, Syngnathidae. Bases 100 to 1032 code for a protein of 310 amino acids. The transcript has a single exon.